Messenger RNA from Gastrolobium bilobum, 1327 nucleotides. Its product is annotated as two-component response regulator ARR9. Gene Ontology annotation, biological process: cytokinin-activated signaling pathway; phosphorelay signal transduction system. The coding region runs from base 406 to 1122 and encodes 238 amino acids. NCBI's taxonomy places the organism in Eukaryota, Viridiplantae, Streptophyta, Magnoliopsida, Fabales, Fabaceae. The transcript is spliced from 5 exons. The record is from RefSeq and is a predicted model, not a curated record.
UAUUCACUAGUAUUUUUUUCUCUCUUUAUAUUUUAUUCAUUCAUUAUUUGUUUCUAGUCUUUAUCUUAAUAACUUUGCAUUGCUUGCCCUGUAAUUCAAAAUCAACUUAGAAAAUUUGCUAAAGAUUUGGGAUGAAAUCUGGUCGGAUCUUGCUUUGUUGGAUUGGGAUUUUGGUGGGUCUUAUUUCAUUACAAAGCUCUUCUUCCCAUCUCAUCUCCCUCUCAUAAAGAUUACUCAAAAACAAAAAACAAAAAUAAAAAACCAUCCUUUCAAAUCAGGUCAGGGAAGAAACAAAGCAAAGAGAGGAAAAACAAAAGAAAAGGAAAAAGAAGGAACAGUUCAUUGCUUCUUCACUUCACCUUCAAUCCAUUUUUAGCUUCCUAAGGUUUCACUGAGUUGGAGCAAAUGGGGAUGGCUGCAGAGUCACAGUUUCAUGUGUUGGCUGUUGAUGACAGUAUCAUAGAUAGGAAACUCAUUGAGAGGCUCCUCAAAACCUCUUCCUAUCAAGUUACUACAGUUGAUUCUGGUAGUAAGGCUUUAGAGUUUCUGGGCUUGCGUGAGAAUGAUGAGAGCAACCCAAGUACACCAGCUGUUUCUCCUAACAAUCAUCGGGAGGUGGAGGUGAAUCUUGUUAUAACAGACUACUGUAUGCCUGGCAUGACAGGAUAUGAUUUGCUCAAGAAAAUCAAGGAAUCUUCAUCUUUGAGAAACAUACCAGUGGUGAUUAUGUCAUCUGAGAAUGUGCCUUCAAGGAUUAGUAGAUGUUUGGAGGAAGGAGCAGAGGAGUUUUUCUUGAAGCCUGUGAGGCUGGCAGAUUUGAAUAGGCUUAAACCCCAUAUGAAGAAAACCAAGUUGAAAGAUCAAAAGCAAGAAACAGCAGAAAAGCUUGAAAACUCAGAAGUUGAACAGCAGCAACAACAAAUCCAAAAUGACCAACAAGAAGCAACAAAAUCCAAAUAUCUGGAGCCAGAGUUAGAGUCACAUUCACAGCCAACUAUAGAACAACAGCAACAGUCACUACAACAAGCCAACAACAGCAAGAGGAAGACCAUGGAACAAGGGCUUUCACCUGAGACUGACAGAACAAGACCAAGAUACAGUGGCAUAGCCACUGUGGUAUGAUGAUAAAUCAUUGGCAAAUAAUUUUCUUCUAUUUCAAAAUGUAAUUUUCAUAUAACUCUUUUUCUUAAAAAAAAAAAAUUAACUUCAGUGUUGGUUAAUAUAGGCUCUAUAGAAAGUGUAGUAGAGAGUUGUUUCCUGUAAUCAUUACCUGGAAAUAUUUCCUUCCAAUUUUGUUUGCCCUUAUAUGUGGAAAAGAAAAAAAGAA